Schistosoma turkestanicum is the source of this 1419-nucleotide messenger RNA. The record is from the annotation of a GenBank genome assembly. NCBI's taxonomy places the organism in Eukaryota, Metazoa, Platyhelminthes, Trematoda, Strigeidida, Schistosomatidae.
AUGAAAUUUAAUUUUAAGCAUGUGAUCUGCACUGAAUAUAAAUGAUGAUAUUAUGCUGUUCGAGUCAGAUGGUUGUAUUUUUUAUUAAGUGAGUUAUCUGUCUCCCUUUUCCAUUGUACACAGUCGGGAAAUCUUCAUGUUUGAUCUUUUUUGUUAUAGAUUUUCAAUGACUUGAUAAUCACUUACGAAUGAGAACAAGUAGUAAAUAGUAAUUUGUUUAUUUAAGAUUGAACUAUAAUUACCAUCGAAUUCUUUAUAUCAUAAGAUUCCUGUUGUUACCUUAAAGAAUUCUACCAGCUCAGUGAGGAUAAACAGUGUAAUGUAAGAUGAAACUGUAUCGGGUAACAAGGUUGGUUUUGAAUUAUUUAAGUUGAUCCCCUAACCCUUGAUCUCACGAUAAGUCAGUACAAUGUCAAAAUAUCAGUCAAAACUGGAUGUUGAGAAAACACAAGAAGCAAUCAAAUAUUUGCGGCACUGUUUCCAGAAACAACUAUCAGCGAAAUUGAAUUUGUUGCGUGUGUCAGCCCCAUUGUUUGUACCAGUCAAUAGUGGGUUACAAGAUGAUCUAUCCGGUGUGGAACGCGCAAUUAGUUUCGAUGUUAAAUCUGGUGAGACAGCAUUGAUUAAUCAAUCAUUGGCUAAAUGGAAACGUAUGGCACUACAUAAAUAUAAAUUAAAUCAUUAUGAUGGAAUUUAUACAGAUAUGAAUGCAAUCAGACGUGAUGAAGUUGUCUCUCCAUUGCAUUCAUAUUAUGUAGACCAAUGGGACUGGGAAUUGAUUAUUCAGAGAGAUGAACGAAAUGAUAAGAAAUUGGAAGAGGUAGUUGAGAAAAUUUAUGAAGCUAUGAAAGUAACAGAGAACAUGUUAGUAUCGGCAUACCCAGUGUUGAAACGUAAAUUACCAGAACAUAUUAAAUUCAUCACAACACAACAGUUAGAAGAUAUCUAUCCCGACAAAAAACCGACAGAACGUGAAUAUCUUGUGGUUAAACAGUAUGGUGCUGUUUUCUUAAAACAAAUCGGAAAGCUUUUGAAGUCCAAUACGGCACACGAUAAUCGAGCCCCAGACUAUGAUGAUUGGGAAUUGAAUGGAGAUAUACUAGUGUACAGCGAACACGACGAUAGAUGUAUAGAAUUGUCGUCAAUGGGUAUCCGAGUGGAUGAGUUGUCAAUGGAGAAACAGUUGAAGCAAAGUGGUUGUGAAGCACGUAAACAGUUUGAAUAUCAUCAAAAUGUUCUGAAUGGUCAAUAUCCAUUGACGAUAGGAGGUGGAAUAGGACAGAGUCGGUUGUGUAUGUUCUUUAUGGAGAAGAAACAUAUUGGUGAAGUACAAGUCAGUAUAUGGCCUGAACAUGUUCGUCGUGAAUGUGAACAGAAUAAUAUAUUUCUGUUGUAAAUUAAAUAAAUGCAUGUUGUCAU